ACUCUGCUCAGCAUGUCAGUGAAGUAGUAGUAUCGUGGUGACGUCAUGUGUGAGUGAGACGAGAUGAAAACUGUCACACAGCGACAGACGCCUUUCGCCUGGCAGCGUUGGUUGUUUAUGCAUAAUGAGGAUGUACAAAAGAUCUGAAACUUAAAUUCUUGGCUGAUGACAGAUUUUCAUCUUUGUCUGACUGAUGAGUGAGAACAAGAAGGGAAAAAUAUUCACUACAGAACAUUCUGUGCGAUAAAGAGUAGUGACAAUACGCUUGAUAUCCAUCUUCAAACGAUGGUACAACGCUCAAAUUUUUUAAUUAAACGACGCUAUUUUAAGUUUAUGUGCGGAAGUUGCAGAAUUGAGCGGAUGUCAGAUUAGAAAUGAGCUUUUAUCAAAAAAGUGUGCACAGAUUUUGAAGAAUUUUUCUUUUGUUUCAUUUCGCCGUGGCUGGGCGCAAUUCCUGUCACUUUCAAACACAGGCCACACCAUCUGUCUACAAGUUGGAUUAAUUUUGUUCUGCGUGUUUCUGAGGUUUCUGUACAUUUUUUGUAUUCCGAUUGACAAGAAUGUGUAACGUUUAUAUCUCAAAGCCAAGUCUGCCAUCAUAAAAUAUGUAAAACAUGUUCCCUUGUGGUGCCUGUGUGCUGUGCUAUAUUGUGCUUGGUGGACUUGCUCUGUUGAUUCUUGGAUUGUUUUUACUGAAAGUAUAUGUAAAAGUAACAUGUGGUGUUUGCACCAGCACAAAACGCAUGGAAGGAAAGACAGUGAUUAUAACAGGAGCCAACUCAGGUAUUGGCAAAGAGACAGCAUUUGAAUUGGCAAGAAGAGGGGCAAGAGUAAUAAUGGCAUGUCGCUCUAUUGAUGUUGCAAAGAAAAUCCGUGAUGAAAUAGUAGCAGCAACUGGCAAUGAAUCAGUAUUCGUGCAGCCUCUUGAUCUUAGCAGCCUGGAGUCUGUUCGAAAGUUUGCUACUGCCAUUAAGUCUUCAGAGAAACGUCUUGAUGUGCUGAUACACAAUGCAGGUUGUGCACAUGCAUUUGGACCCAAAGCCACAGAGGAUGGACUGGAACUUACUAUGGCCACCAAUCACUAUGGACCGUUUCUACUGACACACUUGCUGAUUGAUCUCCUGAAGCAGUCAGUGCCCAGCCGAAUUGUAGUUGUGGCCUCAGAACUCUACAGAUUUGCCAAGGUUGAUCUACAAAAUGUAAAUCCACUGAAGACUUUCCCUGGGUACCUUUACUAUGUGUCUAAAUAUGCCAACAUCAUGUUCACAUUAGAACUUGCUCGGAGACUGGAGGGAACAGGAGUCACUGCUAACUGCUUGCAUCCAGGCAUGAUUGACUCGGGAAUAUUUCGAAAUGUGCCUUUCCCACUGAAUCUACCCAUAAAACUGAUUGCAAAACUAUAUUUCAAGACUCCGGAACAAGGGGCACAAACAACUCUUCAUCUAGCUAUAUCAGAAGAAGUAGAAGGUGUGUCUGGAAAGUACUACAUGGAUUGCAUGGAAAGGGGCCUGUCUCAAGGAGUACAGGACAUGGCUGCUGCAAAGAAACUGUGGGAACUGAGUGAGGAUCUUGUGAAACUGCAACCUUCAGAUCCUCAUCUGUAAUUUUUCACUGACUGUUUUUUUUUCAUCUUUUAAAUGUUUUCAUUGUUUUCAUUUUGACUGAAUUCCAUAGUUGUAAGAUCCUACAUGAGUUACUCUGCAAGUAUUAUUUCUUUUGUUUAUAGUAUGGUGAUCCAAAGAGACUUGUAAUGGCCAGUAUGUUAUUUAUGAAUAAAAGAAUCUCUGUGCCUUUUUGUGAGCAUGCCAGUCUAUCACAAUUGGACAAAUUGCAGCAAAAGCAGUAAUAAACAAAUCUGAAAAGCCAGUGGUGUCUUUUGAAACUUUUACAAUUUUCUUAAAUUUCCUAUAAAGCAUACACUUAAAUCAGGAACAUUCUGUUACUGGGAGAAUCCAUCACAUUUUAAGAUACUUGAAAAAUAUGCAGUGUGGUCAUAGUGAGUGAAUUCUGUUGUAAUAUCUACUUGUUAUGCUUGAACUCUGUGUCAAAGCCAUUGUUAAAUAAAAACUUUGUUAGAUGGUA
Molecule: messenger RNA, 2082 nt
Organism: Schistocerca gregaria
Lineage: Eukaryota; Metazoa; Arthropoda; Insecta; Orthoptera; Acrididae
Product: retinol dehydrogenase 14
Exons: 8
Coding region: 615-1604 (329 amino acids)
Source: RefSeq, a predicted model, not a curated record